Molecule: messenger RNA, 1142 nt
Organism: Pectinophora gossypiella (pink bollworm)
Lineage: Eukaryota; Metazoa; Arthropoda; Insecta; Lepidoptera; Gelechiidae
Exons: 2
Coding region: 391-828 (145 amino acids)
Source: RefSeq, a predicted model, not a curated record
CAAUACAUUUCCUUCAGUUUCCUUUCCUUCUGCCUUAUAAUUUCAUUUUAUAUACGUAUUUUAUUUCCAUCUUGUCACUAUUUGAUUUGGAAGGUAACUAUUAACUGAAGUCAUAACGUAAUAACAUCAUUAUCUAUUUAGAUACUUCCUUUCAAACAGUAAACAAUUAUAAGUUGUGAUAAAUACAUUAGUAGGUAUACAUACAUAGUGAGUUCGAACGGCCUGCCAGCACAGUCACAGCUGAUCUAUUGUAUGCGCGACGACGUCAUUACGCAUCGUCGAUGCAGCACUUCUUAUAUUACUUUAAUUGAUUCAUAAUAAUUCGCGUCGAACAACAAAUUAUAACUUUGAACAGAACAUAAAUUAAGAGUAUACAUAAACAAUUUAACCAUGAGUGAUAAAGAGCAGUUAGACAAGCUUCUAAAAAGGCGUAGAACAAUAAAAGCGAAAGUUACUAGCUUUGAAAACUACUUAAAAUUAUUACUCAGUUGUGAAAAAAUAACAGACUUACAACGUAUCGAUUUAGAUGGACGUUUUAGUAAAUUCAUUGAUGUAUACCCAGAGUUUGAUAAAUUACAGACGGAGAUUGAGAUCCUGAGUGACACUCCGGACGUGAUGUUCUCCUACCGCGAGCAACUAGAGGCGCAGUAUCAUACAUUGAUGGCGCAGGCUCGCAUCUUACUGGAGAAGGUGCUGGAGCCUCAGCUUCAAGGAGGGUCUGACCGGUUCCACGAUGCGGAUGCAGAGCCAGUACCGAGUACGUGUCUCUUCUACAACAAAGAAUCAAAUGGCAAUCCUCUUCAAGUGACCUCAAACUGGGCGCACUAGUACUGAUAAAGGAUAAGUCGCUACCACCGCUCCUAUGGUUCCUGGGACGAGUUGUGAACAUUUAUCCGGGCAGCGACGGCAUUACUCGAGUCGCCGAUCUGAAGACUAAGAAAGGAACAGUACGUCGGGCAUUCAACAACAUAUGCCCUCUCCCACUUCAUUGAAGCACUUCAACCCGGGGAGGAUGUUGCGUGUAACCAAACGCACCAGGCGACGACGGGCGGCGAGUGCGGCGAGGGGGGCGCUAAUGUCAAAACUCACUUCUCCACGGCGGCCACCACGACGCCACUUAUUGUUAUAUUUUAAAUUAUAUA